Messenger RNA from Rhincodon typus (whale shark), 1367 nucleotides. Its product is annotated as N-terminal kinase-like protein. Lineage: Eukaryota; Metazoa; Chordata; Chondrichthyes; Orectolobiformes; Rhincodontidae. The transcript is spliced from 5 exons. The record is from RefSeq and is a predicted model, not a curated record. Bases 16 to 945 code for a protein of 309 amino acids.
ACUACUGCUGUAAUAAUGAGGGAGUACUGCCCUGGUACGAGGGUCUUAUCUUUCAGAUGGCAGUCCUUUGGAUUAUCCACUCGGGUGAAAACUAAUAUCAUCGCUCUGCUGACUGAGCGUUCGCCUUGUUUUGUAGAGAAAGACAUCAACUCCGCUGCGUCAAGUCCCACAGGUGCCCUGAUGACUGGCAGUUGGGCAGGCUGGGCUGUCACGGGGGUAUCCACUCUCACUUCCAAGUUAAUCCGAGGAAAUCCAGCGGCUGGAGGGCAACCGGCUGCAGGACAGGCCCCAGGAGACAAGCCGGAGACGAGAGAAGAGGCGGGUGACAGACCGAGCGCCACCCCCACAGCACCGGCCCCCUCCGAAGAGCCAGCCGACGAGGAGGAUGCGGCAGACAAGUGGGACGACGAAGACUGGGGUAGCCUAGAGAACGUCUCUGCCAGCGGCAACAAGGAUCCCAGUCGCGUGGCUUCGGACUGGGACACUGCGGGCUGGGGUGUGAGCGACAGCUGGGAACCGAAAGCGGCCCAGGAUCAGGGUCCCGCGGAAACAGAUAGCUGGACCAGCGAGUGGGGCAAUGAGCUGAUGCUGAGUCAGAGCAAGACCCUGAAGGCGAGGGCCUCGGCGAUUCGGCAGGAGGUGCGGUUGGCGAGUGAGUACAACUGGGACGGGACGAGUGGCCUGAGCAAGGACGAGGACUUAUUCGCCACUCUCAGUCAGCCAUCUUCAACAAGCCAGAAAGACGAGGAUACGUGGAAUGUGGACCCCACAGCUGGCUGGGACACCGAAGAAAACUGGGAGUCAAUCGAAGCUGAACCAGGACUAAGCAAAUCAGAUCUUGCCAGAAAGAAGCGGGAGGAGCGGAAGAGAGAAAUAGAGGCAAAGAGAGCAGAGAGGAAAGCUGCCAAAGGACCAUUGAAGCUUGGUGCCCGAAAAGUUGACUGAAGUGAUGCAGCUGCUGGGGCUGAUCACUCUAUGACAGUGCAAUUAAGUGUUCCAUUUCAUUCCGAGAGAGGCCAUUGCAGGGAGUCCCGCUGUGUUUUCAAUCGAACCUAAAAAAGCUUUAACCCCCCACCCCUUUUUCUUCACAAGUUGAUUUGUUUCUUCUGGAGCCUCGACUCACGUGGAAUUCUGUGCUAUGCAGUAUGUAAGGACAGAGGAGAGAGUCGGAAGUGGAUGAAGAUGCACCAAACAAACAGUUGGAUUCUCAAAAGCAUGAUAAGAAGUUGCUGGUUUCAGAUUACGUGUGCAACUCCUCAAAAACGUGGAACCUUUACAUCGAGAUCAUGCCCUGUUUGGAUAUCCAUUGUAUGAGACUGUAGUGCAAUUACAUAGCUGUGCAGUAAAAAGAAAUCUUUUGAAGCUAA